AUGAGUGUGCAUCGUGAGGAAGAGGACAGAUCAGAGGCCCCUGCACCCAGCUGUCUGUCUCUGAAGAGCAAUCAGUCCAAACAUCCUCCUCUAGUAUUCAGUAAUGAGCCAGGACCCUCAGACACAGAACAGUGUCUCACCUCAUUCUGGGACCAGUCUGGUUCAUCAGAGGACUCCUCCUGUCCCCAGUGUGGAAAAAGAUCCAGAACGAGACCUGGACUGCCGACAGCCAGUGAGACCAUCACUUUACCAACAGAUCGUGGUCUGCAGGAGGUUUUAGAUCAACAUAAGACCAGUCUGAGGAGGAGAUGUGAGCGUGUGACUGAAGGAAGUGAGGAAACAGGAAGUAGAACCCUCCUCAACAGGAUCUACACUGAGCUCUACAUCACAGAGGGACAGAGUGAAGAGGUGAACACACAACAUGAGGUGAGACAGCUGGAGACCGCCUCCAAGAAGAAGAUCCUCCAGGACACUCCCAUCAAGUGCAAGGACAUCUUCAGAGCCUUACCCGGUCAACAGGAACCAAUCAGAGUGGUUCUGACAGUCGGCGUCGCUGGUGUUGGAAAAACCUUCUCAGUGCAGAAGUUCACUCUGGACUGGGCAGAGGGCUCGGAGAACCAGGACCUCAGUCUGGUGGUUCUGCUUUCAUUCAGGGAGCUGAACCUGAUCAGGGGGAAGCGGUACAGUCUCCUCCAGCUGCUCCAUGAGUUCCAUCCAACAUUACAGAAGGUCCCAGCAGAGACGCUGGCUGUCUGUAAACUGGUGUUCAUCUUUGACGGUCUGGACGAAAGCAGACUGUCUCUGGAUUUCAACAACACUCAGGUUGUGUCUGACGUCACACAGAGCUCAUCCAUAAACCUGCUGUUAACAAACCUCAUCCAGGGGAAUCUGCUCCCCUCAGCUCUGGUCUGGAUCACUUCUCGACCCGCAGCAGCCAAUCAGAUCCCUCCUUCACGCGUUGACAGGGUCACAGAAGUCCGAGGCUUCACUGACGCCCAGAAGGAGGACUACUUCAGGAAGAGGAUCAGUGAUGAAGAUCUGUCCAACAGAAUCCUCUCACACAUCAAGACCUCCAGGAGCCUCCACAUCAUGUGUCAGAUCCCGGUCUUCUGCUGGAUCACUGCUACAGUCCUGGAGCACAUGAUGAGCACAGAGCAGAGAGGAGAGCUGCCCAAGACCCUGACUGACAUGUACUCACACUUCCUGCUGGUCCAGACCAAGAGGAAGAGGAAGAAGUACGCUGAGGGUCCUGAGACCAGUCCUCAGGAGCUGAUGGAGGCUGACGGGGAAGUUCUCCUGAAGCUGGGCCGGCUGGCGUUUGAACAUUUGGAGGAAGGAAACAUCAUGUUCUACCAAGAAGACCUGGAGCAAUGUGGUCUGGAUGUCACAGAGGCCUCGGUGUACUCAGGACUCUGUACAGAGAUCUUCAAAUCAGAGUGUGUGAUCUUCCAGAAAACAGUCUACUGCUUUGUUCAUCUGAGCGUUCAGGAGUUUCUGGCUGCAGUCUACAUGAUCCACUGUUCCACAACCAGGAACACAGAGGCACUGAAGGUUUUACUGAAGGGACAAGACAGGAACACAGAGGCACUGAAGGUUUUACUGGGGGAAGAAGACAUGGAAGAUGAACACACAACCAGGAACACAACAGCACUGAUGGUUAUCCAAACAGAGGACAAAGACACCAGUGAUCAGCAGAACACAACACUGGAUGUCCUCUUGAGGAGCUCCCUGGAGCUAUCCUUUCAAAGUAAGAAUGGUCACCUGGACCUGUUUGUCCGCUUCCUCCAUGGACUCUCUCUGGAGUCAAACCGACAAGUCUUAGGAGGCCUGCUGGGCCCGGCAGACAAUGAUCCAGAAUUCACCCGAUGGGUCAUCUACAGCCUGAAGGAGAUGAGGAGUGAUGAUAUGUCUCCUGACAGAAGCAUCAACAUCUUCCACUGUCUGACGGAGAUGAAGGACCUCUCGGUCCAUCAGGAGAUCCAAGACUUCCUGAAGUUAGAGAACAGAUCAGAGAAGAGUCUCUCUGAGAUCCAGUGCUCUGCUCUGGCCUACAUGCUGCAGAUGUCAGAGGAGGUUCUGGAUGAGUUGGACUUAGAGAAGUACAACACAUCAGGGGAGGGACAACUGAGACUGAUUCCAGCUGUGAGGAACUGCAGGAAGGCUCGACUUUCUAACUGUAACUUGUUGGACACUCACUGUGAAGUUGUGGCCUCAGCUCUGAAGUCCAACCCCUCACAUCUCAGAGAGCUGGACAUCACUUACAACAAGCUGGAGGACACACAAGUAAAGCUGAUAUCAACUGGUUUGGAGAGUCCAAAUUGCAGACUGCAGGCUCUGAGAUUGCCAUGCUGCUGUUUGUCAGAGAUUAGCUGUGAUUCUCUGGCCUCAGCGCUGAAGUCCAACCCCUCCCACCUGAGAGAGCUGGACCUGAGUACAAACUUAGUGUAUGAUUCAGGAGUGAAGCUGCUCUGUGGUUUUCUGGAGAGUCCAGACUGUAGACUGGAGACUCUAAGAUUGAAGAGCUGCAGUUUGUCAGAGAUUAGCUGUGCUUCUCUGGCCUCAGCUCUGAAAUCCAAUCCCUCCAAUCUGAGAGAGCUGGACCUGGGUAGAAACAAACUGCAGGAUUCAGGAAUGCAGUUGCUGUGUGGUUUACUUGGGAAUGCAAACUGCAGGCUGGAGACUCUGAGAUUGUGGGACUGCAGUUUGUCAGAGAUUAGCUGUGCUUUUCUGGCCUUAGCUCUGAAGUCCAAUCCUUCCAAUCUGAGAGAGCUGGAGCUGGGUAAAAACAAGCUGCAGGAUGCAGGAGUGGAGCUGCUGUGUGGUUUUCUGGAGAAUGCAAACUGCAGGCUGGAGACUUUGAGGUUAAGUCUUUGCUGUUUGUCAGAGACCAGCUGUGCUUCUCUGGCCUCAGCUCUGAAGUCCAACCCCUCCCACCUGAGAGAGCUGGACAUGAGCGAAAACAAGCUGCAGGAUACAGGAGUGGAGCUGCUAUUUGAUUUUCUGGAGAGCCCACACUGCAGACUGGAGACUCUGAGAUUAAGAAUCUGCAGUUUGUCAGAGAGCAGCUGUGCUUCUCUGGCCUCCGCUCUGAAGUCCAACCCCUCCCAUCUGAGAGACCUGGAGCUGAGUAAAAACAAGCUGCAAGAUUCAGGAGUAAAGCUGCUGUGUGGUUUUCUGCAGAGUCCAGUCUGCAGACUGGAGACUCUGAGAUUAAGACUCUGCAGUUUGUCAGAGACCAGCUGUGCUUCUCUGGCCUCAGCUCUGAAGUCCAACCCUUCCCAUCUGAGAGAGCUGGACCUCAGUGAAAACAAGCUGCUGGAUGCAGGAGUAAAGCUGUUGUGUGGUUUUCUGCAGAUUUCCACCUGCAGACUGGAGAAUCUGAGAUUGAGUUUCUGCAGUUUGACGAGCGGUGCUUCUCUGGUCUCAACUCGGAAGAGCAACCCCUCCUGUAUGGAAAAGCUGGAGCUGAGUGCAAACGAGCUGCCAGAUUCAGAUCUGAAGCAGCUGUCUGACCUCCGGGUGGAAGUAAGAGUCAUUUGCAGAGCAUGAGUGCACAGAAAAGUGUUGGGAUCAGCCCAUGUGCAUCAAAGACUUUGGGCUUGUGCAGAGAAAAAAGCCUUUGAAGACCAGUUUUUGGGGGAAAAAAGGAGAAGAAAAGACUGCAAUGGACCUCAGUAUCCCAGAAUGCUUUGUGGUAGUUGACACCUUACAUGCCUCCCUGCCAUGAAGAAGCCGAAUGCAUCUGCAGACAAACACUUUUGUUUCCACACUUCAAUUGCUUACAGAGCCGUUUGUGUUUAAGAGGCGUUUGUCUGGAGAUUUUAGCUUUAAAACUGUUGAAACUGCUUCAUUGAGGGACCUCUAAGUCAGAGACUCUCAAACACUGCACUACAGGUCAGUAAGCUGUCUUUAUUGGUUCAAAGUCCAGGGCCACAGCAGGGGACACAGGAUCUGUGUUCAGUUGUUCGGUUUCUGGAAACAGAGCAGGUUUAUCUGAGUGACUGGAGCCGCUUAGUUUUUUCCUCCCAAAGCACACACAUCUCCCCGCCGAUGGUUCACACACAGAUUCACACUACGUACAAAGAUUAGCUUGAUCCGUGCAGAGUGUUCGGUUGACUCUACCACACUACUUACCAGAUUACCCGUAAAGAUGGAUGCUGCUUCGUUCAACUGUUACAGUUUAAAGAGAAUUGUUUGUGAUUUUUUUGUGAACAUGCAUUGUUACCAUAGAUAAUUAUGAAGGUCAGUGAUCAGAUGUAUAACUAGUUUUUCACUUCUAGAGUAAAAUAUUGAUUUAUUAUAAGCAAUAUUAAUAUUAUUAAUGUUAUUAUCCUCUCGAUGGCAUUUUGAGGGCAUUAAAUGCUCAAAAACUCAUGAAAGUUUGCAUGUGCAUCAGGGCUGUUGAAAACUUUAUAUUUUAUGUGUCCAGUAUGGACAGGGCGAAUGGGCUCACUUGCACUCUCUAGCAGUUUCUGAAACUCCAGCCCCUCUCAGUAUUUCUACCUGAAGGAAACAUCUCUUUACACAUAUCCAGCUUUCUGAGACUUAAACAAAAAGUCUCAUGUUGUGGUGAAAUGUUAGAUAGUAUUUUGUACAUGUCUGUAUUUGUAAUGCACAAGAAAGAGCUGUCUCAGGUUAUUCUUCACUACCACCUUUCUUGUUUAACUGGAAGUACAGAUGCUACCUGGACUGUUUCUACUCUCUCCUGUUCCUCUAGUUCAGUGCCACAUGAACCUCCUUCACCGUGUUUUAGCUUUGAGACUCAUGUUUGAAUGUUGUCCAAAUAAAUUAAAGAAAUCAUCUACUCACUAA
Messenger RNA from Notolabrus celidotus (New Zealand spotty), 4812 nucleotides. Its product is annotated as NACHT, LRR and PYD domains-containing protein 14-like. The record is from RefSeq and is a predicted model, not a curated record. The coding region runs from base 1 to 3549 and encodes 1182 amino acids. NCBI's taxonomy places the organism in Eukaryota, Metazoa, Chordata, Actinopteri, Labriformes, Labridae. Gene Ontology annotation, molecular function: protein binding. The transcript has 12 exons.